AUGGGCAUAAUGGACAACGAGGUCUUUCAUUUCGAGGAUGAUGAUGACAGUUAUCAAUCCUCCAAUGAUGAGUACAGCGACGAGAAUGAGAAUGAACCAUGGGAAACCCGCAGCAGAAGAUCCACCAACCCAGAAGAUCAAGCUUCCAGGGAAUUUCCAGCAGAUCAAUUCUUAAGCAAAAUCAAUCUUCCCACCGGCCCCACCGUCAAGAUCGUCGUCAACUCGAAUGGCUCUAAACAGACUCUCAUUUUACCAAGAAGUCUCCUCUGUACACGAUCCCCCUUCUUCAACCUCGCUUUCAAUAGUAGCACUCUCAAAGAAUCCGCAUCUCAAUCCCAGGAACUCCAACUCCCCGAAACAUCCAUCGCGGAAUUCGAACUCGUGAUUCAAUUUCUCUCCACAGAUACCUUUACAUUCCCCAACAUCGUCAUCGACUCCCAAGAAAAACUCACUCUCUACCUCCUCUUCUUCAAAUCCUGCAAUCAAUUCUCCAUCACCGGUCUCUCCCCCAUCAUCAUCCGCUUUCGAAACUUCCUCCGCUGGUGUUCCGCCCGCGGCGAAUUCCCCGCUCGUUCUCACAUGCAAAUCGCCAUUUCACUCCCGGCUUCUCAUGAGGCGCGUAAGCUGGCUGUCGCUGCCUGCGUAAAACCGUAUGCGUGUUCGAUUACUAAAUCGAGCACGUGUUAUGGACGCGCGCUGUUUCAUCUGGAGAAGUAUGUGGAGGAGGAGACGCAGUUUGCGGCGGAUCUGUUCAGAGCGUAUACGAAGGCUGUGAGGGGCGCGUUGGGGACUCAUACGAUUGUUGAUCCGUUGACGGGGACGGAUUAUACGGUGAGUACGGGUGUGGCGUGUCAGCUAGAGAGGAGUAGGGGAGAUAGAUGCAUAAAUCAUUUGGGGAAGUUCUAGAGGUGCAGAGGGAUUUCUGGCUGAGAGAGUGGUGCGGAACGGGAGUUGAGGAUUGCGGAAUUUUUGCAUGAUUGAUAAGGAGUUAUUGGCGGUAUUUAGGAGCUACGACGGAUAGAAGAUGGAUAUCUCACUUAUCAGGAAUGAAUUAAUGAAUAUAAACAAUGCACUAACUAUACUUUUGCUUGCUUUCUUCACCGUCUUGGCAAAACGAAGCUCCAAGAAAAUCAAAAAAACUCUGAGAAAUUCACUACCCAAUCUCAUCAUUACCAACCGGCCCCACAAAAAAAUCACCCAAAAGUCCCUCCAAAGCAACCAGCAAAAUGGCAAAACUCUAGGACCGGACCCUAGAAUCCCAAUGAGCCAAAU
Molecule: messenger RNA, 1272 nt
Organism: Botrytis byssoidea
Lineage: Eukaryota; Fungi; Ascomycota; Leotiomycetes; Helotiales; Sclerotiniaceae
Exons: 2
Coding region: 1-906 (301 amino acids)
Molecular function (GO): protein binding
Source: RefSeq, a predicted model, not a curated record